CGUUCGUGAUUAAAAAUGAACCAAGACUUGAUUUGCUCAUCACGUAAAACGACUUGUCAAGUUGGGGAUUUUUGCUGUCAACUUAGUACGAUUUGCCAUUGGCAAGCCCCAAUUUUCGCGCGCUUUUUCACGUCAACAUUUCAAUUUGACAAAACCAGCCCGAAUUCCACGAUGUCAACAUCAGAAGACCUCUCGCUCCAGUUCAAAGUGCUCAACGUAUCCGUGGCCCCCAGGAUCCUCCAGCGGUGCGAAGAACUCUGCCUGGUGCACUCCAUCCCUGCGGAGGACUUCAUCGACCAAUGGCUCGCCUACGCCGCCUCCAAUUCGCACGCACUGGCCCCCAGUGUCGACGCUCUGGAUCGAAUGGAGCGCACCGAGCUCCAGAAGCAACCAAAACCCCAACCAGUCACCCCCCAGUCCCAUCGGAUGAUUAUGGAAACAACCCCGAUUCACACGCCAGUGCGGCAAAACCUGCAGGUGGAAAUGACUGAAAGCCCCCAGAGGGUGGAAAGCACGCCACUAAGUGUGCUUUCAGAGAGUUUCAGCAACCGGAGCGACGCAGGGGCUGCCGUCCACUCGUUCGGAGAAUCAACUGACUUCAAAGAGCGUUGCAGCCGGAAUUUAAGCAUAAAAAUGCACAACUCAAGCGUGAAAGGCAAGUACAUGCAUGAGAAAUUUCUGGCGAAAAGGGGCUGUCUGGAUGCCAUGUCUGCAUGGGUCGUUGGCGAUAUUUGCAGACGCCACAGUCUCGAAUUGAGUAAGGAGAAGCUUAAACAGUACUCGGGGGAAAUGACGAUUUGCGGACGGAUUUGUUCACAAACGCAAGGCAAAUUAGAUGAGAGUUCGAUUUUUUGCGAGGGGCUGCUGGAACCUUAUAGAGGCCAACGGGUGAAACUCAAUUUGAAUAAAAUCAAAAACGUGCGACUGUUUCCGGGGCAAAGUGUCGCUCUUAGUGGCAAUAACACCAAAGAUUGGUUUAGUGUGGCGGAGGCGUUCACUGUGGCCCCCUUACCUCCAUCGCAAGCCCCUAAUCUAGAAGAAACUGUUCAGAUAAUGGUGGCAGCGGGCCCGUUCACUGUUCCAGAAAACUUACUAUAUGAACCUCUGGAGCCCCUUUUAAACCACGUACUGGAGUCCAAACCCAACAUUUUGAUUUUAAUGGGACCGUUCUUGGAUGCAGGACACCCCCACCUGGACGACUUAUGUGAAAGUUUCGACACCUUCUUUGAAAGUAUUAUUGACAGAAUCAUGCAACGGGUUCCCGGGGGUAUGAGCGUGGUGUUAGUGCCGUCACACAAAGACGCCCACAACCACGUCGUUUUCCCUAGUCUACCCUACUCUUUGAAGAGAUCGUACGACAACUUGUAUUUAGCCCCAAAUCCGUUCAUGCUUGACGUGGAAGGCGUGGUGAUCGCGGGGUCCACGGCAGACGUGCUCUUCCACCUAGGCAAAGUCGAGUUUGCAAAAGGGGCCUUCCAGGACCGAAUUGGACAAAUAGUGUGGCACAUUUUCAACCAGAGGAGUUUCUACCCGCUGCACCCCCCGAACUCGGAGCUGCGAGUCGACUACCAACUCCUCGAACAACGCGCGAUGCUGGAGAAGGCCCCCCACGUCAUGAUCCUUCCGUCAAACUUCAGACACUUCGCCAAGGUCAUGGAGAACUGCGUGAUUGUCAACCCCGAACGGCUAACGAAAGGCAGCGGCGGGGGCACCUUUGCCAAAAUCGAGGUUAGGGCGGGCCCCAAAGACAACAAAGUGUGCGAACGGGUGUCUUGUUCGAUAAUUCGUGUAUAGUUGAAUAAAGUAUUCAAGUUGUCAA
Messenger RNA from Zophobas morio, 1819 nucleotides. It is a transcript of the gene DNApol-alpha73, whose product is annotated as DNA polymerase alpha subunit B-like. Gene Ontology annotation, molecular function: DNA binding. Bases 16 to 1794 code for a protein of 592 amino acids. Gene Ontology annotation, biological process: DNA replication initiation; DNA replication. Gene Ontology annotation, cellular component: alpha DNA polymerase:primase complex. The transcript has a single exon. Lineage: Eukaryota; Metazoa; Arthropoda; Insecta; Coleoptera; Tenebrionidae. The record is from RefSeq and is a predicted model, not a curated record.